This is a messenger RNA of Dermacentor andersoni, 871 nucleotides long. The record is from RefSeq and is a predicted model, not a curated record. Lineage: Eukaryota; Metazoa; Arthropoda; Arachnida; Ixodida; Ixodidae.
AAGAAUUAUGAAAUCAUGUUGGUGCAAAAACAUUUCAUUCAGACUAUUUAUCUGUCAGCAUGACGUGAAAUAUGAAAAUAUUCCAGCUCAAAUUGCUUAUUCUGAACCAUUUUCCGCCCGUUUGUUCUGCCCUCCAGGUGUGUGAUGCCCACAUGCGCAUCGUGGACAUCGAUCCCCGUUUCCCCGGAUCGUGCCACGACUCCUACGUGUGGAGGCACUCACCACUGUUAGGCCGCCUCACACGUAACCUGCGACGUGGAGAAUGGGUGCUUGGAGACUCAGGCUACCCUCUUGAGCCAUGGCUGCUGACACCUGUGCCAGGCCAUCCAGGCAUUGACACUCCGGAGGGGCGCUACAACCAGGCCCAUGCCUCCAUGAGGAACGUUGUGGAGAGGGGUAUUGGCGUCUUGAAGGCAAGGUUCCGGUGCCUUCAAAGGUACCGGACACUCCUUUAUGAGCCCAAGGAUGCAGCCACAAUCGUAGCAGCCUGCGCCGCUCUCCACAACAUUGCUUUGAAGGCAGGGGAGCCGGAGCUGCAGGACAGGGAUGAGGAGGCCGAGGACAACCAGCCACCGCUGCAACAGGGCUUGCCUGUGUCUCAAGGGCACCACACCUGCCGGCAAGAAACGCCCAGAGAGCUGCUGAUGAGGGCAAAGCAGAUGAGGAGCCAGGUUGUCAACCUGUUCUCUGCGGCCCCUAGCUGGCGUACCACUCACCUGCGUGUGCUGCAUCGUCGGCUGAGGCAGCAACAUCAGGCUCAUCGCGCGGCUCAACCGUAAAGCCAGCCACUGCCUCCUGCAUUAGCUGGCCCAAGAGCUGCGAAAGCUGCCCUACUGGCCGCAGUGCCUCCGCUACUUGGUCAGCCUGCCGC